AAUGUCAAAGAGCAAGGCAACUGUGGGUGUAUAGUUAGAAAAAUUUUGUUUGUGCAGUUGGUUUAAAUAAAAAAACAAAAGAAUAACUCGUUAGACAUGUCUUAUCUAAACAGUUUUAAUAAUGAGAGUGCAAAACAAAUACUUAUGGACAUAAUACGUACAGUGAAUCAGCCAGAGAACUCAAAAAAACUAUCGGAAGCAAAAGCGUCGGCUGGCAAAGAAAUGAUUCUUAUGAUGCAGCAUGUUUUCCCUUUGGUAAUGCAGCUCCAGCUGGAGGUGAUCAAGGUGCACGGCUUUCCAGGCAAUCGUGAGGGUCUCGUUCAGUUCUCACAGCUUAUACGGGAAAUGGAGCGUGACGACAUGGAAAUUGCACGCCUGCGUAGCCAGAUACGUGCCAUAUACCUGCCACCGAUCGCUAUAAAUACUACCAACGAUAUACUUAUCUAAAUAUAUAUAGCUUAUACUAAACACAUUUGAGACUGCAAUAGAUUUAAGUAAACAAUCUUUUGUAAAUUGUAUUUUGGGUUUGAUGUACAUCAUUUU
Molecule: messenger RNA, 543 nt
Organism: Drosophila montana
Lineage: Eukaryota; Metazoa; Arthropoda; Insecta; Diptera; Drosophilidae
Product: protein C10
Exons: 1
Coding region: 97-447 (116 amino acids)
Biological process (GO): post-embryonic development
Source: RefSeq, a predicted model, not a curated record